GUAGAAACUAGAGGCGGUGCGAACUUAUUGAAGGACCAGCACUCACUUUGACGAGCAGUCACUUUGAUCAGCAAAACUCUGAAGUUAAAACGUAUAUGCUUACAGCAUGUAAAAGACCAACGACUAAUCAAUGAGCCGAAAGUUGCUAAUACCCAAGCAAGUUGAAGCAACUCGGGCGCAGAACAUCAGCCUCUCGUGAGCUUGGAAUGAUUCUGAGGAAGCCUGUUGGAAGGAGCAGCAGCCAAUUGUGCACACCUGUCAACAAUGUCAAUCUUCAUCUUCGCACAAGCUGUUUCGUUUGGAGCGUACGCUUGGAUUACUUGAAGUUGUGGGACGAUCAUUGUCCUCAAGACCUGCCUGAUGCCUCUUGAAGUUGCCUAAAUUGGAGUCCUGGCAUCUUACUUUUCCUGACGAAGCGGUAGACAGCAAUGUGGGAACCCAUUGACCAAGCCAGCAGAAGAAAGUCCAGCAGAGCUUAGUCGGUUUGCAAACUUGCCCCCUUCUCUUUACUCAAUCAGCAUUAGAGACUGGCGCCCUUCCCUGCUUGUUUUAGUCAAAUGCCGACAGGUCAGGGAGACGUCCCACCCCGGCAUGUGAAGGGCAACCACCGCCCCCCCGCCAUGUCGCCGCUCGCUUUUCUCACCAACCCAGCAACACCCGGAAGAAAGACGGAGCGACACCGGAAGGCCAGAUUGGCGGCGCUUGGGGCGGGGGCGCUUUUAGCAAUCUAUGCCCUUUUGCUACAGUUUGAUAUGGCGCCAGCUUGGUUGGGAGGGGGGGCAAACAGUGUGAGUGCAGUUGCCCCCCGGAGCUGCGGAGGGCACCACCAAGGACCAGCUGUUGGGAGUGAGUACUUCCACAACCGGACAGUUCUGUACGAUUCCCUCUCAGGCCCGCAAGAGUACUCGUUUUUGUCAAGUGGGAAAACAUCCCAGUCACUGAAGGUUUCUGACCUGUUUGAAGAAAAAGAUGGCAAGCUAGUUCCGAUCUUGAAGGAGCAAAAAGUGGCGGUCAGGGCGAACGUGCUGCACGUGGAUCGAAAGGAGGCGCACCAGAUGUACCAGACCGUAAAGCGAAUACUCUCUCGGUACGGCUUUGGUGAUACAGCGGUAUGGUACCAGGACCCCGACAUGUACCACAUGAGCCUCUGGCAUGCGUCGCAUCACCUAGACCCUGUCCCGGCCUCGCCCCGUGAGGUUGGCCUAGAGAUCGUGGGAGUCACGCAAGUGACGCACAAAGCUUGCCCGCUGCGGGUGUCGUUGGAUCGCGUCGUGCUGACGUCAACGGGGGUGGUGCUGGGGCUUUGGCAGCUUCUGUCGGGAACGGAACCUUUCGACCUGCGGCAACAGCUGCGGAAAAAUCUUCCUCGGUCCCCAGAAACUCAGCUGUAUGAUCCGGUAAUGCUGCACACCUCGUUUGCGCGAAUCCUGAAAGGCCCGGAUAGCAGAAAGGGCGUUGGUAACGAGUCGGGAAACAUGGCAUCAGUGCUUCGGGAGGCUGCGGAGGAGCUAGACAAGGAGCUGUGCGGCACUCAGACGACGUUAAGUACUUUGCUGUACGUUGAAGAAUGGGACCUUCUGGCGCUUGCGCUGGACGGCCGGAUCACGCCGCGGCUGCUUCCCCUUCGGUGCGGAGAGCCUAUCACAUGAUAUCGGUGCGACCACACUUCUUGAUCUUGUUCGACUAGAAUUCUUGAUCGGGUUCGACCAGAACUUCGGACGCAAUGAAUAGAUGCCCAGCGAACAUCAAGCUUUUUGCACUUGACUGAUAUCAUAAACGAAACGAUACACCCUCCGCAACCGUACCCACUCAACCUUCCCAACCCCACAAGUCCCAAGUACUGUUCGCUGAGCUUACGGUUCAUAGUUCAAGUGGGAUGUUUCAACGGAUAGAGUACGCACGCUUCAGUUAAGGUGAAAGGCCGACUGAGGGAUUACGAGGUAAACCGAAAGCGCUCGAAUGACAUCCAAGGACAAUGUGUUUUCUCGGUAGUACCGAGCAUGGCUGAGACCUACUUUGGCACCAC
Messenger RNA from Klebsormidium nitens, 2026 nucleotides. Lineage: Eukaryota; Viridiplantae; Streptophyta; Klebsormidiophyceae; Klebsormidiales; Klebsormidiaceae. The record is from the annotation of a GenBank genome assembly.